UCUUUCUUUCCAUUUCUUCCUCUUCUUUUUUUGGGAAGGACGAUAACUCCCACAGUUAUGAAAAUACAGAGGGCGCCUCGAUCUGUUGAUGAUGCUGCAUGGUGGGUGAAAAUGGAGAAAAAUUUGUCGAACUUUCUAAACUAUUUGUUCACGGACAGUUAAAGUACUCUGUCGUUUUUAUUGGGCUUUGGAAAGAGAGUAGCUACAUAUAACAUGAAGAAAGUUGUCCAGAUUUGAGUUAGCUGAUAGCCUGCAAUAUCUAUAAGAAUGCCUGUGAUUGUUUUGUUGAUAUUGGCCUUCCUUUCAUCACACUGCUCUGGUCAAACACAACAAAUCAUGUUCACUCACAAAAGAAGCUGUAGGAGGCCCCACCGCUAUGAAUCCGAGAGUCACUACUUGAUCCGAGCCAGAGGGCCCUUACCUGGGAGGCAUUGCAAUAUGACCUUUAUUGAAUCGGACUGGAGUGCCACUCUGCCUGACCAGCAGUGCUUCUCACUCUGUGUGCGACUCUUCAAUGCCUCCAUUAGAAGCUGUGAUUUUAAAAUGAUAUAUUACGAUGGACUCCAUGACCGCAAUCCAAGGACCUUCAAUUGUAAGAGUUAUCCCCCCUCUCUGUGGUGCUCCAGCUACACUGAUGUGACUGUAGAAUUCCGAGAACUGGAGAAUUAUGAUAGACGAAACAUCAAUGGGUUUGACAUGACCCUGGAAAUCAAGCCCUACUGCCACCAUCCAUCUAGCACUGUGCCAGGCGAUGCCUACAUAGACCACUAUCUCCGUAAAGAGAAGCGGGACAGAGACACAAUUAUCAUCGCAGGAUCCUUGGUCAGCACCAUCUGUUUCCUAUUCGUGAUUUUCUGGAUCGUCUACUGUUGUUGGAAGAGACAAGCUCCACAAGAGAAUCCCCAAAGGCCAGGAACUCCAUUAUCUCAUAACAGUUUCAAGUCCUCCGGGUCAGGAAGAAGAGUGCCAGGAACAUCCCAUUCAUCAAACAGUGACCGAGUGGAUGGUAAAAAUUGGUAUCCCAUGACAACCAGGUCUCCCCCUAAGUACCAGCCUCCAGUGUACAGUAGCAGGGGCUGGAAUGUACCGGCUGAUGCCAGAUACACAGAACUUCCAGGAACAUCAUAUGCUCCACAAAGGGGAGUAACCCCAGGCUUCCAUGGGAGACAGUUUGCCCCUAGAGAGCCGUACAACCCACUAGCCCCCAUCAGGGAACAACCCCCCACAUACAAACUAACAUUUGAAGUCAGCGAGCGACCCCAUGACAUAGGAACGCCAUUCCGAAUACCACCCCCACUUCCUCCCCGUCCAAACAUUGAACAACCGCCAUCAAAGCAAUAUUAUAUUUAAAUGAUGCAGGCGAUGUUAUUGAUGAGUAUUGUUUAAUAUAGGCUUAUUUUAAUUUUUAUAGGAAAGAGAAUGGCAGAUAUUUUAUUUAUUACCUAAAUGCUAUUUUUAUAUAGAGCAUAUGAUCAUGUCAGUCUAUAUUACAAUACAACGAAACUAAACAUCUUGUAUCUCAUGUAGCUAAGAUUUUGAUAUACAUGCUGCAGGAAACAUGCAAUCCUUUUGAUUUUUGUAAAAUUGAAUAUGCCAACCUUGUCUUCAUAAGUUUGGGGAAAAAAAAAAAAUUGCAAACUUUUUGGAAAUGUUUAAUGAUUUUAAAUUACAAUGUUUGAGUAAAAGGGAUGUCAUGUGAAAUGCUAAUAUAUGUACUAGUCACAGUUUCUAUGCUCUACAACCAUUGUGUUCAGUUAUAUAGUUAUACAUGUUAGUUCAAGGCCCUGUACUCUUGACCUCAUCAUAAUGCUGUUAUUUUUCAUGAUGCCUUGUACAUGCAUGAACCAUCAACUUACUGAAUUACUAUCAGUAUUUAAAUGUCUGUUUUAUAGUCGCACACACAAUUGCUGCACGUGUUUACGGAUGCAUGGGUAUUUAUUGUGAAGUAUCAGUGUACUAACAGGAAGUUACGCUUUUCGUAUUUUCAGUGUCGGGUCAUUUUUAAAGAGAUUUUCAACACGGGAGAAAUGUUUUCAGACUUGAUAUCAUUUUCGGUUCAUUGUUCAUUUCGAUCAAGUUUGAUGUUUAUUACUUUAAUUAAUAGAAUAUCAAAAUCUGAUAAUAACUCUAAUUCAUUAAUUAAUUAGAUAUACAUUUUCAAACAUUUGGUAUCUGUAUGUAUUGCAAUAAGGAGAUAAGGACAUUUAAUCUUCCCACUAUUUUAUUUUGAUGGGCAGUUGAUAAAUCUAAGAACAGAUAAACAAAAAUGAAUAACCAAUAAGAAAAGUGAUUCAAACUAAAUUAAUAUUACCUAAUUUUAAAUUAUUACCUUUUCUUAUUACCUAUUCAAUUUUCCUAUUGGUGGAUGACUUUGCCAGUAACAGUGUAAGUGAAUGCCAGUGAUUACUUUCAUGAGAAUGAAUGAUACCAUUUUCAAUCAUUGAAUGUCUACAAUCUUACUUACACACUGUGCAUGCCUAUUUCUAUUUGAUAAUUCAAUUUUUCUACUGCAAGGAUUUAAAAUUAAGUACAUGUAAAUAUGAAUGAUUUAAAGCAAUGCAGUAGAUGAUGGUGAAAAUCACAAUGAAAGAGUCAUGUGUUGGAUGGUGUUUCCAUGGAGUACACAGGCACGGGUCGGAACCAUGAUCUGGAAAAGUUUGAUAAAUUUUCAUUUGAUAUCCUAAUUAUACACAUUCAGUAUAAUUUUCUAUUUUACUGGUAUAUGACAUUCAGUGUAUUGUUUAAAACUCACUUAACUUGUAAUGGGUUAUUCCAACAACUGUUAAACAGCUUUAGUAUAUCAAAAAACUGAAAAAUGUAAGUUUCAGGAUGCUUAUUGAUAAAUUCACCAUGCUCAGUGAGUUAUCUAUUACAGCAGUAUUUACAAAUGGGAAUACUUUAGAAUUAUUUAUAUUUUUUAUUACCCCCCCCCCCCCUUCUUGUAUUUUUUUUCUUUUGCAACAAUUUGAGCAUUAUAUUUUACAUAUAUUUGUAUUUAGAUUUAAAUUGAUACAUGUUUUAUGAUUUAUGUACGGGUUUUGUUAUGUUGAGUGCUGUAUGUAUAUCUUCUGAUCCCUUUUAUACUUUGGUUUAUAUAAUUUUAGCUCACCUGAGUAGAAAACUCUUGUGAACUUUUCUGAUCAAUGUUUGGCCAUCACAUUUCUGAAGUCCGACAUGUAUUCUGUCUUUUCACAUUUUUAUGCCCCCAAGUUUAAAGAUCAGGAACUACUGUUUUUGGUCAAUUUAUAUAAUGUGUUUGAUAAUUGUCAAGGUCAUAUUUGUCAUAUCUACACAUGGGGAGAAAGGGAUUUUACUUCUCCAGAACCACUGGGUUAAUGAUGCUUCGACAUGUAAAAGCCCCUGUUAAUGUCACUAUACAUUUAUAAUAUGUACCUCGUUAUGUGGUAACAAAAUUAAAUACAUAAGAUAAAAAUAAAAUGUAAUGACCCCCUCCCCAAUACAUAUAACUGAACCUCUAACUGGCUGGAGUAGGUCAAUGAUUUCAUCCAAACUUGCUCUGGCUUCCAAAGAAAAAAUAAUUAGGAAAUAGUGAAAGUGGUUGUCAUUGAAAAAGAUGGGGUAAUUAAGAACCACUUCAUCAGAAUUGGCCAAAGAUGCAAGUUUGUUCAAGGCCUGGGGUGAGGAAAUAAAGAGGGUACAAAGUUCUACACAGGAAUAUAAGGGAUAAAAUCUUUUUAAAGGCUAUAUGUUUUGUCAAAAUGACAUUCAGAUGUAUGUAGAUUCAAGUACAUGUAUGUUCUAGUAGUGGUCCUUGAACUAAUAUAUGUCUCUAAGGAUCCAGAGAUUUUAUAUAAACUGUUUAAGAAUCUUCUUUCAAACAGCAAAACAGGUUCAGUUUAUUGAUAUAAAAUGCAAUCAUGUGAAGUGUAAUUUUCUAACAGUGGGUCUUCAUUUACAGUGUGAUGUACAAUUGGCACCACAAUUUUUCUAAAAUUGUGAUUGACCUAUGUGAGCACUGUGUCCCCCUGGAUCUUUUGUUAUGUUACCAUGUACCUCUUAUUUUGUGUUAUUCUUAGAAAUUAUGAUUUAUUUACUUUACCUCUGUUAAUUCAAUUAUAAAAUUCUUGGUCCCUAUUUGUGUGAAUUUCACAACUUGUAUUCCUGACUAAAUACUCAUUGUGUAGGAAGUAUUUAAACCUGCUGGAUUUGGUUGUACAGUAUUUCAGAGUCGUAUUUCUUUAUAUAUAUGUAUAUUACACACCAUCUAGUUGCUCUGCAAAUGUCAUAUCCAUUUAAGAAAUAAAUUUCAUUUUUGAAAAUGCAUGCAGGAAUUUGGACUCUUAAUGUCAGCAUAUUUUUCAUGAAGCGCUAAGUCGCUCUAUCGCUGGCAUAAAACAGUGCUGUUCACACCCUUAAGUGUUUUCAAAACUGAAAUUUUAUUUUUUAUAUUUACAUUUUACUUAGAUUUCUGUCGGCUCGAAUCCCCCACCCUCAAAUUAGCCGUACUAUAUUUAUCAAGAUUCAUACGCACAUUGUUCACAUUCUUGAGGAAAUUGCUCUCAUUUCAAUUGGUAAAGAUAUUGAUGACAAUGACAUUGGAACUGUAAAUACAUUGAAACAUACAUGCACUCCGAAUUAUGGCCAUGAAUGUAUCAUUAAAUUUUGAAUAACAUGUUUUAUUUUACUCACCAAUACCAAUGUGCAGGGACCAUUGAAUAUUUGAUUUCAUCUGAGACAUCAUGUAUAAAUUUACAUGUAUAUUUAAUAGGUAUGAUAUAUAUAUAUAUAGGAUAUAUAUAUAUAUAGUUAACUUAUUUCUUGAUAUGACAUCUAAUAUUGAAUUUAUUAAUCAUGAUUUUCAUUUGUGUGCAAUAUUAACAUAUAUAAUGUGUGCCAAACUUGCCUUUAAUAAAUUUAAAAAAAAAUCCAA
Molecule: messenger RNA, 4891 nt
Organism: Ostrea edulis (European flat oyster)
Lineage: Eukaryota; Metazoa; Mollusca; Bivalvia; Ostreida; Ostreidae
Exons: 7
Coding region: 268-1350 (360 amino acids)
Source: RefSeq, a predicted model, not a curated record